Marmota flaviventris (yellow-bellied marmot) is the source of this 1122-nucleotide messenger RNA. RefSeq names its product angiotensin II receptor type 1 (gene Agtr1). Gene Ontology annotation, biological process: G protein-coupled receptor signaling pathway; calcium-mediated signaling; positive regulation of cytosolic calcium ion concentration. The record is from RefSeq and is a predicted model, not a curated record. Gene Ontology annotation, molecular function: C-C chemokine receptor activity; angiotensin type II receptor activity; C-C chemokine binding. Gene Ontology annotation, cellular component: external side of plasma membrane; membrane. Lineage: Eukaryota; Metazoa; Chordata; Mammalia; Rodentia; Sciuridae.
GAUAUAGCAUCUGACACUGUUUCAACUCAAGAAAUCAAAAUGAACCUCAACUCUUCCAUAGAUGAUGGUAUUAAAAGAAUCCAAGACGACUGCCCCAAAGCUGGCAGGCACAAUUACAUAUUUAUCAUGAUUCCUACUCUAUACAGCAUCAUCUUCGUGGUGGGAAUAUUUGGAAACAGCUUGGUGGUGAUCGUCAUUUACUUUUACAUGAAAAUGAAGACCGUGGCCAGUGUUUUCCUUUUGAAUUUAGCGUUGGCUGACCUCUGCUUUUUGCUGACAUUGCCGCUGUGGGCUGUCUACACUGCUAUGGAAUACCGCUGGCCCUUUGGCAACUACCUGUGUAAGAUUGCUUCGGCCAGCGUCAGUUUCAACCUCUAUGCCAGUGUGUUUCUGCUCACGUGUCUCAGUAUCGACCGCUACCUGGCCAUCGUCCACCCCAUGAAAUCUCGCCUCCGACGCACAAUGCUUGUGGCCAAAGUCACCUGCAUCAUUAUAUGGCUGCUGGCCGGCUUGGCCAGUUUGCCAUCUGUCAUCCACAGAAAUGUCUUUUUCAUCGAGAACACCAAUGUCACGGUUUGUGCUUUCCAUUAUGAGGCCAACAACUCAAUUGUCCCCGUCGGGAUGGGCCUGACCAAAAACGUCCUGGGUUUCAUCUUUCCUUUUCUGAUUAUUCUGACAAGUUACACUCUUAUUUGGAAGGCCCUCAAGAAGGCUUAUGCCAUCCAGAAGAACAAGCCGAGAAAUGAUGAUAUCUUUAAGAUAAUUAUGGCAAUUGUGCUUUUCUUUUUCUUCUCCUGGGUUCCCCACCAAAUAUUCACCUUCCUGGAUGUGUUGAUUCAGCUGGGCGUCAUACGCAACUGUAAAAUCUCAGAUAUUGUGGACACAGCCAUGCCCAUCACCAUUUGCAUUGCUUAUUUUAACAAUUGCCUCAAUCCUCUUUUCUAUGGCUUUCUGGGGAAAAAAUUUAAAAAAUAUUUUCUCCAACUUCUGAAAUACAUUCCCCCAAAACCCAAGACCCACUCAAAUCUAUCAACAAAAAUGAGCACGCUCUCCUACCGCCACUCCGAUAAUUUAAGCUCCUCCACCAAGAAGUCAGCGCCACCGCCUUUUGAGAUCGAGUGA